AUGUAUCUAAUGUCAUUGGCCAUGGUCGACAAUUGGCACAAAAUGAGUGCUAGAGAAUCGGAAGCAGUCGCUUCGCCAGACCGAUGUGGGGAGACCGCUGGUCGAGCACUAGUUGAUGAGAACGACGAGUUGCUACGAGUAACUCUACCAUGUCUACAGCAUGCUGAACAAACCCAUUUGUUGUCACCGUUUUCGGCGAAGUAG
Acanthoscelides obtectus is the source of this 204-nucleotide messenger RNA. The record is from the annotation of a GenBank genome assembly. NCBI's taxonomy places the organism in Eukaryota, Metazoa, Arthropoda, Insecta, Coleoptera, Chrysomelidae.